Penicillium alfredii is the source of this 1269-nucleotide messenger RNA. Its product is annotated as endonuclease III domain-containing protein. Lineage: Eukaryota; Fungi; Ascomycota; Eurotiomycetes; Eurotiales; Aspergillaceae. Gene Ontology annotation, molecular function: DNA-(apurinic or apyrimidinic site) endonuclease activity; DNA binding; oxidized pyrimidine nucleobase lesion DNA N-glycosylase activity. The record is from RefSeq and is a predicted model, not a curated record. Gene Ontology annotation, cellular component: nucleus. The coding region runs from base 1 to 1269 and encodes 422 amino acids. Gene Ontology annotation, biological process: base-excision repair; base-excision repair, AP site formation; nucleotide-excision repair. The transcript has a single exon.
AUGCGCACUUCACGCACCUCAAAAGAUACGGCCAAGGUUCUGCAGGCGCUGUCGCCUCCGCACCGCCAGACUCGAAACGCUUCGCUCAAUGGCAGCGCGUUGAAGAAUUUCGCCUACAAUGGAGACUCUACCGUCAAGACCGAGUCAUCUCCACCUCAAUCACGUUUUUCUCAGGCCAACAGUGACGAUGAGUCGCCCCUCUCGUCGGCUGCCUCGACAGAUAUCGAAGACCUCCUAGAACCUCGCCCGAAACGCCGCAAACGCACCGUAGACCCGACCAGCCUGCCAACCCGCAAUCGCAGCCCGCGUCGCCCCGGCGCGUCUGCUGUGAAGGAAGGAUCCGAGAAAAAAGCAACACCAUCCAAACCCCGACGCCUGCCAGCCAGAAAAACCCGCGAUGCUGAAGGAACCGUCAAGGUCGAGCCCCCGUCCAACUGGGAGACCAUGUACAAUCUCGUGAAGAAGAUGCGCGAAGACAACCCGACCGCGCCCGUCGAUACCAUGGGGUGCGCAGAGCUGUAUUGGCGGGCAUCCUCGCAGCGCGACCGUCGGUUCCAAACCCUCGUCGCGCUGAUGCUUUCGUCGCAAACCAAGGAUACAGUGACGGCCGUGGCAAUGCAGCGACUACAUACGGAGCUGGGGGAAGAUGCACCGGUCCCUGAUGAUGAUGUCAAAAUCAAGUCCGAAGACGACGAUACCGCUUCCAAAGAAGCCAAAGACAGCACCCUCAACCUCCAGAAUAUCCUGGCGGUUUCCCCCACCCGGCUCAAUGAGCUGAUCCGCACUGUCGGGUUCCACAACAACAAGACCAAAUACAUCAAAGCCGCCGCUCUCAUAUUGCGCGACGAAUAUGACGGUGAUAUCCCAUCUACACCAGAAGGCCUGAUGAAGUUGCCGGGCGUCGGGCCCAAGAUGGCAUACCUGUGUGUCAGUGCCGCAUGGGGCCGGCAUGAGGGAAUCGGAGUUGAUGUUCAUGUUCACCGGAUCACCAAUCUCUGGGGCUGGAAUAAAACCAAAAACCCCGAGGAGACGCGUGCCGCCCUCGAGUCGUGGCUGCCACGCGACAAGUGGCAUGAGAUCAAUAAGUUGCUGGUGGGAUUGGGACAGACGGUCUGUUUACCUGUCAAGCGCCGCUGCGGGGAGUGUUAUUUGGCUGGGACGAAGCUGUGCAAGAGUGAAGUCAAGGGCCUUGUGCCGCCCAAAAAAAGCCCCGUUGUUAAAGGGAGUCCCGACGCGGAGGAGCCAAAGAUUAAGAUUGAAGCUGUAUGA